AAAAAAAAAAAAGACAAGAAAAAUGCAGAAUCAAAGGCUGAAGCUGCAGCAGCAACAACAUCAACAAGCUAUGAUUCAGCAAGCUAUGAUGCAACAACAACAUCCUUCUCUUUAUCAUCCUGGUGUUAUGCCUCCUCCUCAGAUGGAGCCUUUGCCAAGUGGAAACCUUCCUCCUGGUUUUGAUCCCAGUACUUGCCGUAGUGUGUAUGCUGGCAACAUUCACACGCAGGUCACGGAGGCUCUUCUUCAAGAGAUUUUUGCAGGCGCUGGUCCUAUUGAAAGCUGUAAACUCAUCAGAAAGGAUAAGUCAUCAUAUGGAUUUGUUCACUACUUCGAUCGUAGAUUUGCUGCUAUGGCUAUAAUGACUCUUAACGGAAGGCAUAUAUUUGGACAGCCUAUGAAAGUUAAUUGGGCGUAUGCAACUGGUCAGAGGGAAGAUACAUCAAGUCAUUUCAACAUUUUUGUUGGAGAUCUCAGUCCAGAGGUUACUGAUGCAGCAUUGUUUGAUAGCUUUGCUGCCUUUAAUAGCUGCUCGGAUGCAAGAGUAAUGUGGGACCAGAAAACUGGACGCUCAAGGGGCUUUGGGUUUGUUUCCUUCCGGAAUCAGCAGGAUGCUCAAACUGCCAUAAAUGAGAUGAAUGGUAAGUGGUUAAGUAGUAGACAGAUCAGAUGCAACUGGGCGACAAAAGGUGCUACUUUUGGCGAAGACAAACAUAGCUUUGAUGGUAAAAGUGUUGUGGAACUUACAAACGGCUCUUCAGAGGAUGGUAGAGAGCUCGCAAAUGAAGAUGCCCCUGAAAACAAUCCUCAAUAUACAACUGUUUAUGUAGGAAACCUCUCUCCAGAAGUAACUCAGCUUGAUCUACACCGUCUAUUUUAUGCACUUGGCGCUGGAGUGAUUGAAGAGGUCCGUGUCCAGCGGGACAAAGGGUUUGGUUUUGUGAGAUAUAACACUCAUGAAGAGGCUGCUCUUGCUAUCCAGAUGGGCAACGCUCAGCCUUUCCUCUUUAGCAGACAGAUAAAGUGUUCGUGGGGAAGCAAACCAACUCCAUCAGGCACAGCCUCAAACCCACUCCCCCCACCAGCCCCGGUCUCAGUCCCUACUCUAUCUGCAAUGGACCUCUUAGCCUAUGAGAGACAACUGGCUAUAGCUAAGAUGCAUCCUCAGGCUCAACAUUCUCUAAGGCAAGGAGGUCUUGGAGUCAAUGUAGCUGGAGCAAGUGCAGCUAUGUACGAUGGUGGCUUUCAGAAUGUAGCUACGGCACAUCAGCAGCUCAUGUACUAUCAGUAAUAAACUCUGGUCCUAGCUCUUGUGAUACUUUUUUUUUUCUUUCUCUUUCUUCCUUUCUUCUUAAUUUUAAGUUUUUCUUGCUUUUUUUCUAGACCUGGUUCAAGAGUUUUUAUGUAUGUGUCUCUUAUUAAAGCAUUUGGUUUUUAUUUAUGUAUGGAGAGCUUGAUGCUCAGUUUGUAACUUAUGGGUCUUACUUGGAUUGUAAGCAAGCAAUAAGAUGACAUCAAAUAAAAGGGAUUUAGUUUUGGGGAUUUUAUGUU
Molecule: messenger RNA, 1551 nt
Organism: Camelina sativa (false flax)
Lineage: Eukaryota; Viridiplantae; Streptophyta; Magnoliopsida; Brassicales; Brassicaceae
Product: oligouridylate-binding protein 1A
Cellular component (GO): cytosol
Molecular function (GO): mRNA binding
Source: RefSeq, a predicted model, not a curated record